GGCUGCCCACCGUAGGGCCGGCGUGUGUACCUUCCGACACCUGCGGCUUGAGGGAGUGCAGCUCACAACCGCAAGUCUUCGUCCGUCCUUACCCACCUUACCCUGCCCCACGUCGCUGAGAGCCACCUUCCGUCGCGACCAGACUCAGAAUCCCGCGCCAGAGACUAGAGGCGACCCAGUCGGUUCCCGCCCGGCCCUCGCCUCCCGCGUCCGCGGAGCUCGACAACCGCGACUUCGGCGGGACGAUGCUGGAGUCCAUUCGCGUGACGGAAAAGCUUCACUGGCCUGAGCAAGAACUUGCUAAGAGGUCUAUUCUAAAUGCAGAAGAGUCAUUGAUCAUUGACAGCAAAAGAAGCAUUUCACAUUUAUCUUCUGGAAUACUAAAGGACAUUUUCACAACUGGAACCAGCAGUUACAAUGUCCUACUACAGAGCAAAGAGGAAAAGAAGCAUCAUUCACAAAAACAGUCUUCCUCCACCUACUCCAAAAGACACAGAAAACCCAGCAAAUCUCCUAGUUCUUCUCGUAGUAAAGAUCUUCGCAAGAUGAAAGCCCCAGUGCCUGUGAUGAGCAGUAGCACUUGGUACUGCCUAGAAAGGCAGCCUGCUGUUUUUGUCACUAGUUCAGUGUCCAGUCCUGUAAAGUUUAUACAUGAUAUCUCUGUUACAGGGAACAGCAUAGUACUGCCACCUAAACCCAAAAACAAGGUCAAGCAGUGCCAUAUCUCUACUCUUCCAAAGUCAAAGCUGCAGCCUCAGCUGUCUAGAAGUUUUGAAAAAGGAGAUGAUUUUUCUGGAAAGAAAUUUUGUAUAUUGACUGCUAUAAAGCCCAUCAACUUGGAGAAAGAAAAACUGAGAUUCUUCAAGUCUGACUAUACCUACAAUCCUCAGUUUGAAUAUGCUAAUCCUUCUCUGCCAAGUGUGUUAGCCAAGCACAGCAAUGCAUCUGAUCGAUUUCUUAAGCAGUCCAUCAAUAUUAUGGAACUGACUUUACAGAAAUAUGGAAGUUAUGAAAAAUUUGAACAGGCUACUGGUGGUAGCCUGCUAUCUAAAACUCGAAUCUGGAGUCAUGUUAGGAAGUAUAUGAUGAAAGAAGGCUGCAUGGGUGAGAUUGUGGUUCAUCUCACUGAAGAUCUGCUUUCCCGUGCAUCAAUGACAGUGGUAAAUGGAUGUCCAACACUGACCAUCAAUGUUUCCACUGCACGUGAGCAUUGGCUGGAGGGAAUGCUGAGGCAUGAGAUAGGCACACACUAUUUUCGAGGUAUAAACAACCUCCAGCAGCCAUGGAACAGUUGGACUGGCCGUAAAAAGCAUGAGUUAAAGCCAAACAAUCCCACAGAGGAAGGGCUGGCAAGUAUUCACAGUGUCCUGUUUAGAAAAGACCCCUUUUUAUGGAGGGCUGCUCUCCUCUACUACACAGUUUAUCAAGCCAGCCAAAUGUCUUUUUGUGAACUCUUCAAAGACAUCGGGAAGUUUGUCAAGGACCCCAAUACAAGAUGGGAUUAUUGUGUACGAGCCAAGAGGGGAUGGACUGAUACUUCUCAACCAGGGUGUUUCAGUAAAGACCAGGUAUACUUGGAUGGCAUCCUGCAAAUUCUCCGAUACAGAGAGACCAUCGAUUUUCAUUUACUAACUGCCCUGGGGAAGGUCUCUUAUGAAGAUGUGGAUCGGUUAAAAGGAUUGGCAGUUAUUGAAAACAUGAGGGUCCCUCACUUCCUGCAGGACCAUGGUCGAUAUAUGGAACACUUAGAGAAGAUCAUGGAAGUGAAUGAACUGACCGACAGGGAACUGAAAGAUCUUAUAUAUUAAUUAACUUUCUUGCAGACAUAGCUCAGCUAUACCUCUAUGUAUAUUACCAGUUAGGUGCAGUUAGCACCAGCAGAUUUAUAAAAGAAGAAUGUUUACAUGAGUUUUCUGAAGAAUGCUCUGCAGUAUUCUGGAUUUUAAGGUUAAGUACGAACCUUAAACUAUUUACCUGUAAUGUUUCUAUAGGUUGCAGGGGGAAGUUACUCCUGCUUUCAUCUAAGACUCAACAAAGUCAGAUGAAAAUAUUACUGAUGAGUAUUUUUGAAGAACCUCAAUCAAAUUGAGUGAUAAACUUCUGCCUGAGCACCAAGCCACUUCUCACUAGAAAUUGAAUUACCAUGUUGUUCAAACUCCAAGGUUAUAUUUUAGUUGAUAAAUUAAUAGUAACUAUUCUCAUUAGUUUUGUUAUACCCUUAAAAUCUAGCUAUAUCUAAGAUUUCUCAUUUUUCUUAUAUGCUAAGUAAUGUUAAAAAAAAGGAAGAAGCAAUUUGAAAAGUUCUUUAUUUCCCUUAUGGUUUUACCUUAUCAGUUUAUAGGAAUUAGAGAAUUACCUCAUUUUUCCAGUUAUCCUUUAACUAAACUAGUUUCAUUUGCUGAAACAUAUUGUACCCCUUCAAAAUUUUAAGUAAUGAAGUUUUAGAGUCUUUCCCUCUCCAUACCUUUAUGUGAACAAAUUUAAGUUCCAGAGAGGUUUGUCUACAUAAUUAAAAUAUGGGAAAAGGAGAAGCUACUCACCUUUUUAUUAAAUGGAAUAAUCAACAGGGGACAAAUGCACUUAUCUAGUUCAUGUAUAGGUUGGAUGUUGACUGAAUAACAUCUACAGUAAACUUGACUAUACUCUGAAAAAUGGAAUUUUGGGGCAUUGCAAUUUGAUAAAUUAGCCUUGUGAUACUAGCUCAGUGUAUUUUAUCAAAAUCUGACUUCAUCAACCUAAUAAUAACAUAGUUUGAAUUUAAAAAAUGAGAGGUCUGUUUUGUUCCAUUUCUCCUGCUAAAAGUUUAUAUACCUAGCACUGUAAUUGAUCAAUUUUAGUACAUACUUGGAUAUAUAUAUAUAUAUACUUGAGAUUGAAAGGUUCUUCAAACAUCUUAUUUUAAUGAUUGGAAAGAAUACUGCUGUAAACACCCCAUUCAAAAUUGCUACUGUAAUUUCUCUGCAAAGCUACCUGAGAGAGUUUAUCUUUACCUCAAGUCAGGCUUAAAUAUGGUGCUAACAAUGGUAAAUGCAUACUACAAACGCUGGUCCACAUUCAUGGUAGGAAAUGAUUUUAGGAAAUAUUUUGCAGGCUAUGUUAUGUGAUUUUUCUCAUUCCCAUAGCCAGAAAGGCUUGCCUCAAAGAAGAAUGUUGUAGCAAACAGGAUAUACUCUAGCUGGCACUUGGAAGUCCUUGCAAAGCGAUGCAUCUCAUCUUAGUAGUAGCAGGCCAGGCGCUUUGUAGCAUUGAAGGUGUUCACAGAUGUGCCAUGCUGGCUAGAGUGUGGCCUGCACAUCUCUCAGCAGGGCUUGGGAGCACAGCGCAUCAACAUUAACUAGGCACUGGACAACCACUCUUGACCCUCAAUCAGUAUUUCCUUGUAGGACAAUCUUCUAGUUUCAGCUUUGUGUAGUGUCUUCUGACUUCAUCUUCAAACUUAUCAGAGAUGAUUGUGAAAACAAUGUCUUAUUUAUUGAUAUUGAAAUAUAGACAGAAAUGGCAAUAUUUAUGUCCUGUGAUUUAAGACCAAAUGCUUAUAAACUCAGUAUUUGUAGGCAGUAACACUGCUAAUCUUAUGGUUUUAAUAUAAAGGAAGAUCAUAGCAGCCUUAAUUUACUAUUGGAAGGAUUAUUUGCAGUGGUUCUAGUCCCUGAAUUUAAAAAUGGAUACUCUCUCUUUAUCUGAUUUGGAAAAGGAAAAUCUUCCUAGCCUUACUGCUUUGGUAUAUAGAGACAGAAAACAUGAGCACUGUCCAGGCAGACCUUUAAAUCACACUGAUUGUCUUAAGAUAUUUUAAAAGUUAGCAAUGAACCAAAAAUAGUUUCAGAUUAACAGAAAUACAGAGCUCUAAACUUUAAAAGUUGUUGGGGUUGAAGAUUAAAUUAAUGUUUAUUCUCUUUUAUUAAAUAGCAAUUAGGUCAGCUUUGUUCCCUAAGAGUUUUAAUUAAUAGAAAAGCAUAGUAGCAGCACUUAGGAAAAUAGUUGAAGAUUUAUUAAUUUUAAUAGUUAUUUGCAAUAGGCAAUUGAUGAUUAAGAUUUCAUCAAUUUUGUCCACUGUAAUUCUAACAUGGUUGUAGCAAAUACAAAUUCUGAUAAACUGUUAGGUUUUCCCUCCAGAUGGGAUUCAAAGUAAAGUUCUUUGCAAAUGUAAAUCCAUAGUCUUCAUUUCUUUAUAUUUUCACCUUUGUAAAAGUAUUUAAAAUUUAUAUAGUUUGUUUUGUAUAUCUUUGGGCAUUUGUGUCUAGCUAUAAUAGAAAUAAAUAGCAUUGAGGUUCUCAAGUGAAGUCAGUGAAUAUAUAUGCAUAUAAACUUAUGUUCUUUGAAA
This is a messenger RNA of Manis javanica (Malayan pangolin), 4324 nucleotides long. It is a transcript of the gene MATCAP2, whose product is annotated as microtubule associated tyrosine carboxypeptidase 2. The record is from RefSeq and is a predicted model, not a curated record. NCBI's taxonomy places the organism in Eukaryota, Metazoa, Chordata, Mammalia, Pholidota, Manidae.